Planococcus citri (citrus mealybug) is the source of this 5923-nucleotide messenger RNA. It is a transcript of the gene sno, whose product is annotated as strawberry notch. Gene Ontology annotation, biological process: regulation of DNA-templated transcription. The coding region runs from base 325 to 4410 and encodes 1361 amino acids. Gene Ontology annotation, cellular component: nucleus. Lineage: Eukaryota; Metazoa; Arthropoda; Insecta; Hemiptera; Pseudococcidae. The transcript is spliced from 27 exons. The record is from RefSeq and is a predicted model, not a curated record. Gene Ontology annotation, molecular function: chromatin DNA binding; histone binding.
GGGAAGCGGCAGAUAGGGUUAUAUCAAUAUGGCGGGACGACCCAAAAUCUAAAUUAUUUACAAUUUUUCUAAUACCGAAGUUAGAAUUAUUUUAAUUUAUCAAUUAAAGAAAAUGUAUUGUUUCAAAUUGAACCAUGAAUUAUAGUUGCCUGAUUCAUAAUAUUGAGAGUUUAUCGCCGUGUGAUAGGGGAUCUAUGUUCUCCAGUGUUCAUAAUUUUUAUCAGUGCAUAGGCUGGAAUCAAUUGUAUAAAUACGUUUAUGUUAGCUGUUAUUCUGAUGCAGUUGCCAUUUUCGCUUAGUUUCAGAUUAUAUAUAUCAUAAAUCAUGAGUUCGAAAAAAGUGAAAAACGAGAGUCCCCCGUCAGAUAGUGAUUUCGAUGAUGAUGAGGAUCCAGAUCUGAUAGAAGUACCAGGCGGUGGUAAAGAUCUGGAAUCAGCAAAGUCAAUCAAAGAAAAAUUGGAAGAUUCGACUGAUUCAUUAGAAGAAAAGCCCUCCGUUGAGGGAACAGAUACUACAAAUGAUAUCAAACCAAAUUUGACUGCUCAGAAUGUAUUGAAUGCAAACAGCGCUAUUUUGGAGCAGUUAAUGUCGAAACCGUCAUUAAAUCCAAAUUUUGAUAAAUCAAAAGCACCUUUGAGUGGCAAUGUUGGUGGAGUGGUUCCGCCCCAGUCAUUUUUCAACUAUCCUUCCGGGGUAUCAUCUGCUAUGAUGUAUCCUCCUGGCAUGCAAGGUUAUCCGACGAUGAAUCCUAAUUUUAAUGCCGCUCAGUUUUUUCCGCAGGGUAUGGAUAUGAGUGGGUUUAGCAAUGUUAUGAGUGCUAUGAUGAUGUCGCCAAGUUUUCAAGCUGCAAUGACUCCGUUCUUGAUGUCAGGUAAUGGAAAUCCGCUGCUGGGUAUGCUCGGUUCUGGACAAUUUUUUCCAAAUUGGACUACCCCUCAAUUACCCGCUAAAACCCUGCAAACGUUUUGGGCAAUGAAUAAUAAAGGUAAUAUGCGAGCCGAAGAAGAAGACGACAACGAAGACGAAGAUAUGGGCGUAGCUGAAACAUACGCUGAUUAUAUGCCUGCGAAAUUAAAGUUGGGUAAAAAGCAUCCUGAUCCUGUUGUCGAAACGGCUUCGUUAUCUAGUGUCGAACCAACGGAAGUUUGGUAUAAAUUAUCAUUACCAGAAGAUACGAUAAAAUCUGGUUCGUUGUCUGCUUUGCAACUUGAAGCUAUCACGUAUGCUUCGCAACAACACGAACAUCUACUUCCAGACGGUUCUAGAGCAGGGUUCUUGAUAGGCGACGGAGCUGGUGUUGGUAAAGGUAGAACGAUAGCCGGUUUAAUUUUUGAAAAUUUUCUCAAAGGUCGCAAAAAAGCUAUUUGGGUUUCGGUGUCGAAUGACUUGAAAUAUGACGCCGAGAGAGAUCUGAACGAUAUAGGAGCUAGUAGAAUUGAAGUUUUCCCUAUGAACAAAUUCAAAUACGCCAAAAUUGCUUCACCAGCGAAUGGGAAUGUUAAGAAGGGAGUUAUAUUUUCCACUUACUCAGCUUUAAUUGGUGAAUCCUCGCAAACUGGCGGUAAAUAUAAAACUAGACUGAAACAAUUGCUGCAGUGGUGCGGAGAUGAUUUUGACGGCCCAAUUAUAUUCGACGAAUGUCAUCGAGCCAAAAAUCUUUGUCCCGUUGGCUCUACCAAACCUACAAAAACUGGCUUGACUGUAUUAGAAUUGCAGAAGCAAUUGCCGAAAGCUAGAGUAGUAUAUGCAUCUGCUACUGGAGCGUCAGAACCGAGGAACAUGGCGUAUAUGACUAGAUUAGGAAUGUGGGGCGAAGGCUCGCCGUUCCUCGAAUUCAUGGACUUUAUUAAUGCAGUUGAAAAGAGGGGAGUUGGUGCAAUGGAAAUCGUAGCUAUGGAUAUGAAAUUACGUGGUAUGUACAUCGCAAGACAGCUGAGUUUUCACGGAGUGUCUUUCAAAAUCGAAGACGUUCCUUUGAAUAAAGAAUUCAUAAAGAUGUACGACGAUUCUGUAAAAUUGUGGGUAGAAGCUAUGCAGAAGUUCCAAGAAGCUGCUGAGUUGAUUGAUGCCGAAAGUCGAAUGAAGAAAACAAUGUGGGGUCAAUUUUGGUCCGCCCAUCAACGAUUUUUCAAAUAUUUAUGCAUUGCUUCCAAAGUUCGCCAUGCUGUUGAUGUAGCUCGGGAAGCUAUUAAAUGCGGUAAGUGCGUCGUGAUUGGAUUACAGUCGACAGGAGAAGCUCGAACUCUAGAACAACUUGAAAGAGAUGAUGGUGAAUUAUCAGAUUUCGUUUCUACAGCUAAGGGAGUUCUACAAUCAUUGGUGGAGAAGCAUUUCCCGGCUCCAGAUCGAAAUCGUAUUCAUCGUCUAUUAGGAAUUGACACGAAAAAGUUGAAACAAGAAAAUGGUAAUGCGAAUAAUGAAGCUGGUAGCUCAGCCGGUAAAAGGAAAUCCGCGAGACAAGCUGCUGUUAAAGUCAAAAGACGUAAAGAUUCUAGCGAAUCUGAUUCGGAAUUGAACUCAGAUGAUUCGGACUUCAAAGUAUCCAAUUCAGAUUCGGGCAGUGAUGAACCGUCCGAAGCCAGCGAACCCGAUGACAGCAGUGAUUUUUCUGAUACUGAUUCUGAUGAUCUGUUAUGGGGAAACACUAAUACUAAAAAAGGCGCUAAAAAGAAGAAAGCUCCGAAAAAGCCCACUCAGCAAGAUAAAAUCGAUAUGUUGGUUAUGGGUAAAAGUUUCAAAGGUAAAGGAAAAGUUGAAUCUACUGUUCCCCCUCCCAAAGAUGCAGUCGAACGCGCUUGUAGUAUGAAAGAAGAAUUACUGGAACAGAUCGAGAGCAUUGGAGAACGACUACCACCGAAUACUCUUGACCAAUUGAUCGAUGAAUUGGGAGGUCCUGAAAACGUAGCUGAGAUGACUGGACGUAAAGGAAGAGUCGUUCAAACCGAUGCUGGUAUUCAGUACGAAUCGCGAUCAGAAAUAGAUAUUCCUUUAGAAACGUUGAAUCUUACUGAAAAACAAAGAUUUAUGGAUGGCGAAAAAGAUGUUGCUAUUAUUUCGGAAGCGGCCAGUUCGGGUAUUUCUCUGCAGAGCGAUCGUCGGGCUAAAAAUCAGCGCCGCCGUGUUCAUAUCACGCUAGAACUUCCUUGGAGUGCAGAUAGAGCCAUUCAGCAAUUUGGUCGAACGCACAGAAGUAAUCAAGUGAACGCCCCGGAGUAUAUAUUUUUAAUUUCUGAUCUUGCCGGCGAAAGAAGAUUUGCCUCGAUUGUUGCCAAACGACUUGAAAGUUUGGGAGCUUUAACUCACGGCGAUCGUCGAGCCACUGAAACAAGAGAUUUGUCUCGUUUUAAUAUCGAUAAUAAGUACGGCCGAUCCGCUCUUGAAGCCAUCAUGAGAGCGAUUAUGGGUUAUGAAGCACCCAUUGUUCCUCCGCCGAAGGAUUACAAAGGAGAUUUCUUCAAAGACGUUGCGGGUGCUCUUGUGGGAGUUGGUUUAAUAGUGAAUAGUGAAACGACGCCGGGUGUCUUAUCUCUAGAUAAAGAUUACAACAACAUGAGCAAAUUUUUGAAUCGAAUUUUAGGCAUGCCCGUCGAUCUGCAAAACAGACUUUUUAAAUACUUCACCGAUACGUUACAAGCUAUCAUAACACAAGCUAAGAAGUCCGGUCGAUUCGAUUUAGGAAUUUUAGAUUUGGGUUCGGCUGGGGAAAAUGUAAAACAGGUGAAAAUGUAUUCGUUUUUACGAAAACAUACCACUGGUGUGGCGACCACUCAAUUACAUAUCGUUCAAGUAGAAAGAGGCAUGUCGUGGGACGAAGCUUUCGAAAAAUGGUCCGAAUUAUCUGGACCUAAAGAAGGAUUUUAUCUCUCUCAUCAGAUUCGUAACAAUAAGCCGACUGCAAUACUAGCUGUUGCUUCGGAAAAAGACAAAUUAGGGAAGAAAGGUUCCGGCGAAGGAGUGAAUAAAAAAGAUUUGUAUACCCUUUAUCGACCGAAUACUGGUUUGCAGUUGAGACAAGAAACACUCGCUGAAAUGGAAAAGAAGUAUAAAAAAGUAGAGGCUUCUGAAGCUGAAAAACAUUGGAAAGAGCAAUAUACCACAUCAGAAAACACGUGUUCUCACGCUUAUUGGCGCGGAAAUUGUAAAAAUGUCACGUUAGGUAAUGACUGCGAAGUAGGUUUGAGAAGACGUACGUAUAACGUUGUUUCCGGUUCGGUAUUGAGUGUAUGGGGUCGUGUGGAAGCUGUAUUGGCUCAAAAAACUGGCCAUGGUUCUAAAAUGCAAGUGGUGCGUUUGAAAACCGCCAACGGUCUUAAAAUUGUCGGAACAUUAAUUCCAAAUAGUUGCGUAGAACCGCUGAGAGAAGCUUUAGCGUCGGAUGCUGAAAAAACAUCGGAAGAAAGCUUCACCUAAGAUAGUUUAUUAGCCAGCCUAUUUAAUGUAAAUAUUUACCUCGUCGUAACUGUUUUAUUUAAACUGAUGAUAUAUUUCUGUCGGUGGAAUUACAAGACGCACCAAUAAAUUUUUACUUUAUGAAAAAAUUAGUUACCUUAGUUUCUGCACAGGUAUUUGUUCAACGUUUCUGUUUUUUCUUUUUCUUUCUUUGUUUAUUUUUUUGUGUGUCUUUCAUUGAAAUUUUUUUUUAAUUAUUGCUUAUUAGCGUUAAAUAACUAUUUUUUCGUAGUUUUGAUUUUCAUAACUUAUAAUGAUGGUUACUUUCAUGUUUCUUUUGUGUGUUUACUUGCAUUUAAUUUUUACAUUUCAUUUGCGUUACUUUUUUUUUUAGUUAUUGGUACGUUGAUUUGUUAAUUAAGAACCGAUAUGUGUGUUGAAAAAAUUUACGUAUUAAUUCAUCGCGAAGUUUCACAUGUUUAUGUUCUAUGCAGAAACUGAGAAUUGACAUUUAUAAGGAUUUUUCUUAUUUUUGAAUUAUUUUCUUGUAGUGCCUGAUGUGAAUUUUGUUCAUUUAUUUUAUAAAGGGCGUCUAACGAAAAUCAGAUCUCUCGUUAUUUUAGUAGAAUUAUCGUUCAUGUACCUUGAUGAUGAAUGAUGAAUUCGUCUCGUAUGGUACUUAACUGGAAGGCUUUCUGUUAUAAAACUGGUGUUUUGGUAUGUUCGGUGGUCGAGUAAACAGGUUCGUCUACUGAGAUGAUUGGCUGAACAUAUAUUAAAAAUGUAAUACCAGUUUCAUGACUAGAUUUUUUUUGUUAUGCUAAGUGUCUUUAGUUGUAUCAGAAUUAUGCUUUUGUUCUUUAUUUUGAACGUAUGUGAAUAGAUUCUAUGCUUCGCUGCAUGAAUAUGUAGCUUCUUUGUUUUUUAAAAUUAUUAUUAAGUACUGAUUAACGUGAAUUUGCAACUUGAACAUUUUUUUUUUCAAAAUGAUUGAUUUUUUUAACGCACAUAAAAUUUAAAAUCCCGUCUCGCAUUUCUCACUCAGUAAAACUGCGAGCGGCUUAUUAUUUAAGCGUUCUGUGUUACAAAACUGAAACAGUUUUCAUGUCGUGUGUAUUAUUCCUAGUUUAAUUACUUACCGAUAAAUUUUCGCAAUUUUGGCAUUGAUAUUGUGCUAUUCACAUUUUCACGUGUUUGAGCUGAUCUGACCUGUACGCGUAGGGCUGCUACACGAACGAGAAUUAUUUUUUUUAUCAGCAUUUGUGGAAAAAUUAAGCUUGUAAACGCAGAAGCCGUACCUAGACAUAUCUCGCAAGUUUAAUGAGUUUAUGUAUAUUGCAUUAAUUCUGUUUCAGUUUUUCUGUGUAAAAUUUUAGCAUUAUUUUGUUAAGCUUAUUUUUGUAAUUCGUCCCUUUAUUUGAAGCUUAAAAGCAAAAUUGAAAAAUGUUUGUUCCUUACUUAAUUAUAAUCGGUUUUUAUUAAAAUUUCGAUGUAUGUGAUUUUAUGUAAUUUUACAAUAUAAAAUGUACUUGAA